AUGCCGAGAUUCUUCAAGAUCCCGAGCAGCACAAGGGUAUCUCAAUGCAGGGCAGCAGACUGGCACCAAGAAUUACCGCAUACUGUACUGUGUACGGUGAAUGUGCACGGUGUUGGUUUGGAGUGGAAGGGCUCGGUUGCACGCACGACGAUGCAUGGAUCUCUUGUCUGUCUGCAUGAGGCAGGGAUGCGGGGUGGAAUAGAGGCAGGAAGCGAACACAGCAGGGAAAAGAAGGAAGGAGCGGCUAGCUGGCUGGCUGGCUGGCUGGCUGGUCAACCAGUUGGCUGGAUCGAGGCUGUGCAUCAGCACCAGCACCAGCACCAGAGCGGUUUUCGUCGGGUUAGAGCGGGGGAGGAUCAUGAGGGAGGGAGUCCUGACCUAGGUUUUAACCCAGCACCGAUACCCAUACCCAUUACCCACACCCAUCCCGUCCCCACUCUCGAAGCCCUCUCGAAGCCUUCCCGCGUCUCCAUCACAUCUGACAAGACCAAGAGCGAGAGCGAGCCACCAAUUUAG
Messenger RNA from Plenodomus lingam JN3, 516 nucleotides. Lineage: Eukaryota; Fungi; Ascomycota; Dothideomycetes; Pleosporales; Leptosphaeriaceae. The record is from RefSeq and is a predicted model, not a curated record.